CCUUUCUGAGAAGACUUCGUGCCUUCGCAAAAAAGCAGCUCCGCAGCUCCGGUGUCAAAAGGACAAUCCUCCAGUCUGACAGAAACAUCUCAUGGCUCAAUGCUUUUCUACCACCGUCAGGUGGGCAUGUUUUGCCAGACGACCUUCGUGACCAUGGCCAACGUGGGCUUCUCUCCGCUCAUGUGCUAUGCCCACCCCGACGGUGAAGAGAGUGUCCUGCAGUUCAGCGGGAUCUUCUGCUGGACCAGCGAGCAUGCGGCGAUGGUGGUUGAGGGCAUGGUGUCGCUGACUUUGAGCAUGUCCUUCUUGGUGCUGUGCUUUUGGGCGGCCUACAAGGCACCCAGCUGGUCCUUGGAAAAACAAGCGGCAGCCAAGUUCCUCUUUGUCGACUUCCGGCCGGACCAUUGGUGGUAUGGUGGCCUCUUACUCUUUCGAGACCUCCUUCUCUCGCUCCCCUCCGUGAUCGCGCCCAACUCGGCCCACGUGCAGCUGGUCUUGCUGCAUGCCUUGAUUCUGAUCUCAGCCGUGAUGCAAGCCUAUUUCCAGCCGCGGAAGACCCCUGCAAUGAAUCUGGUGGUGACGGUGGUGAAUUGCAUUUUGGUGACCUUGCUGGGCAUUGGCUUGGGUAGCAUUCAGAAGGACGCUGAGGCGACUCCCUUUCUGGAGGUUCUGGGUGCAAUCGUGUGCAUCGUGUUCUUUGUCAUCUGUGGCAGUGUGUUCUUGGUGUUCUUUGCCGCGAUCAUUCUUGAGAAGCUAGGCUACCCAGCACUGGGAAAGCGCUGCAGCAACCUGGGCAACAUGCCUGAGUCCAGGACCUUGCUGCUGCUCUUGCGGAUUCUGUCCAAAGGCUGGGAGAAGUGCAAGACGGAGCAGGAAUUCUUGAUCGAGCGACUGGAGCAGCUUGGGAGCUAUGAUGUCCGCAUGCUGUUGAAAUCGCUGGUGAUUCUGGAGGCAGAGUUGGGAAUCAUGGCGCCGGCCCAAUCGAAGCGCAGUUCAACGCCGUCGGCCGUCUCCAUUCAAAGCGUCUUUUCGACGGUCUCUGAACUCACGGGGAGUGGCCGGAUCAAGACCAAAGCUGCACAGAAUAUCGCCAGCAUGAACAGCGCACUUGGGAUGAGACAAGACACCGCGAGGAUUGCCACGGAGCUCCGAAAAUCCAACUCCGCGUUGCACUUUGAUGAUGAUGAUGAGCCACUGACCAGGAAGGAAGAUGGACAAGACGCAGAAGUGGAAGUGGAUGGAAACGAUUUGGAAGCCAAUCCAGGUUGCACAACACGCGUGUCAACAUCAAGUACUUUCAACCUUGAUGCGGCCGACGAUGAUAGGUGCAGCAUUGCUUUGGAAAAGCAACAGGAUGUGAGGACCCUGGUCAUGAACCAGCUCUAGAGUGAGUGCCUGCAAUUGUGUGUAGGACGUCCCUCCAACUGCAUAUCAAUGCAAAUGAGCUCGAGUGAACAUAGCAGAUUAUGACAUAUCAUGACAUGCUGGCUCGCGAAUUUUCUCAGCCAUUUGCUGCUGUUCCCGCUGUUCCCUCCCAUUCUUGUCCGAAAAUAGGGCAACAACCGGGCUUGGGCCUGAGGGGAGCAGCUCUUUAAAGUGUUUUAACGCAAUGUGCCGGUUUAAUUCACCAUUAGACAGUCAUUGAGCGUGCUGAGCUCUAGCUGAGCCUUGUGGAUGGAUGAUAAGGGCCGGUAUUUGGCACGGCCGAAACGCAGCAGCGCAGGUGCUUCUUAAUAGAACCUUUGCCCAGCCUGCUGGUCUUUGUUGGUUGCCGAUUGCUUCCAAGAGGCAAGGUUUGCCCAAAGGCAGUUUUCACGAUGUCUCUUGAAAAGGAGUGUAUUCGCAGGAGGUGCAAAGCCAUGUAUCAUCCACCAACAUCCGCAGAGCCCUGAUGUCUGAAUGUUCAGCAAGACAUCAUUCGACUUAUCACAUCCCUACAUUUGAGCAAGACUGAUUUGAAGCACAUGUCAUGCUCUUUGUCAGAGGUCCUCCUACUUAUUGUUACAAAGUGCCCGUUCUGUUGGGAGCAUGCCUAAGGGCUGGGUUGACGAAAAGGGUUGAUCAAAACACAUGAAGCUGAUGGAAAAGCUGGCAGUAACUGCGGGCUACGACUCUGGGGGCAUUUAAGGUUAGGGGCCCGGGACGAGGACACGGCUCAAAGUUCAUCCAGGGGUUUGCGAGUAUUUGACCAGUGAUCUGUAGAACAUCAAUUGAGGCCUAGAGCCUGGCUCAAUGAAUUUCACAAAAAGGCUCUAUACCAGCAGGGGUGCUUAAUGGAGGAUAGGGGUGCCCAGAACAUCCACUCACUUAGGGACCAAACACCACCCCGACAUGUGACUCCUGGUAUGAACAAGGAUUUUGUUUGCUGAUUGAGAGGGAGCCACCCGAGGGCCGCUGGCCCCAUCGAACGUAGGCGGGGUCCUUCAUUUCUUUGACGCAUGUUUGGUACGAAAAGACGGUGAAGUGCAGGUGGCACCGACCGGCCAAAACGAGACAGAAAACGUGGCACCAUGAGGCAUCGCUGACCGAAUUCGGCAUUUUGGAAGGGUUGAACAACGUGGCAAUUCCAACCAAACAUGUUUGUGCGUCAAAAAGGGAAAGUUGAAGAAAUUGAUGCAAAGGGCUCCAGGGACGGCAUGUGUUUCGCGUUGUCGCGUUGUCGCCGGUGUUCCCCAAUCUCGUUGUUUUUGCGCCUUUAGCCAGUUUCGCCUUUUUGCGGUUUUUGUGUUGUCGCCUGUUGUCCAGGAUCUCGCUGUUUUUGCCCUUUUUUGUCGUCUUUCGCGUUUUCGCAGCGGAUGCCUGCAAAUCCCGAUUUGUUGAGUGUUCCAUCUCUUUUACAACAUCUCAAUAUUGUGCGUAUGUAUACAUAUACGUAUACAUAUUGACAUAUACACCAUUUCUGCGCAGUACUACAAAAGGGUUCUCAUGGCCCUGAAAUGGCGCAAAGAGGAGCGACAAGGAAAGGACCAGGUGCGCAAGCCACGCAAAGGACCAGGUUCAAGGCGGAUUGGUCCUCGAACUGGGCGAGCCCACGUUCUGCCAGAAAUGAUUCGACCCGCAGGUCAGCGAGGAAGGCUGAAGACAAGAGAAGACGGCGGGAUUGGAUUCCAGGCUAGGCCUUCCAAUCUCGAAUGGUGCGAGGAAGGACGAGACAAGCCGUCAAGGGACCCUUGGCAAUUAGGCAGACCUAAGUUUGGGACUUUGCUUCUCUACACAGACACGUUUACACCACAUUUUGGUUAAUACUUGAACAGCUAGGUGCCCCCACCUUCGCAUCAGGUAUGCCAGCUAGGCAGUACUGCAAACAGUUGUUGGCUUCGUGAUGGUCCUAAAAGUGCUACAUGGACAGCUCGAACUCUUGACCGGGCCUAUGGCAUUCGCCUUCGCCGCCCCGGCAACGCCCCAAAACCGGUCGACCGAACGUCGACUCCGGGGCACUCCUCCGUCUCUCUGUCACUUGAGUCCACACCGAGCGAGUGC
This is a messenger RNA of Durusdinium trenchii, 3480 nucleotides long. NCBI's taxonomy places the organism in Eukaryota, Dinophyceae, Suessiales, Symbiodiniaceae. The record is from the annotation of a GenBank genome assembly.